UAGAUGUUCGAUCAUCGACGACCGCGACGACGGCGGUGACGGCGACAACGACACCGCCUAGAGUGGCCGGCCUCGGCGAGGCCUCGACGACCCAGCCAAGGCGCUGGCGGAGUCGGCCGAACUCCACGAGCGGGACCGCCAGCUGAUGGAGGAGGUGGGCAGCCUGCACCAGCGCCUGGAGACCAUGAAGGACGGCGAGGCCGAGCUCCGCGAGCGUCUCCGGCGACAGGACGCCACGCUCGGCGCGCUGCGCGCGCAGGCGGACCAGAGCGGCGCGAGCGCGCGGAGCGCCCAGCAGCUGGCGCAGGCCACCGCCCGGUGCCUCGAGGCCUCCGCGCUGGGCGGCGCGGCGGCCGCGCUCGCCCUCUGCGGCUGGCUGCUGGGCCUCUGCGCCGGGCUGCCCUGGCCUGGCGGCCGCGGCGGGGCGCCGGCAGCCAAGGGGGACCGCGGCUGGAGCGGCGCAGGCGCAGGCGCGGCUCCGGCCCCUGGCGCUCUGGCCGCGAGGCACUUUGCCCUCGGAGCCAUUUGCAUCACUCCUGUCUUUCCCGCCAUGGCGUCCAGCGAUGCGUUGAGAGCUCUAACGGAGGCCAUCCAGAACCCGUCUCGCGAGGUGACCGCCGAGAUGAGCAGCCUGAAGAAUUUCAUCCAGACGUACACGGACAAGGCCACCACCAUGUGCAGCGACGGGGACACCAUCAGCAUCGACGACGACGCGCAGGACAAGAUGACCGCCAUGGUCGAUUCAAGGGUCGCCGACGUUCAGCCCCAGAUCAACUCUCCUUUCUCGCACCCGCCAUCACCUUUCUUUCUCAUUGGUUUCGACAAGUGCGCCCUGGCCGCCCUGCAGCAGACCGCUCUUCAGUUCGACCAGAACAUCACGGUCAAUUUCCAUAGGGUGUCCACGAGAUACAGCAUGCACUGCCAGUCCAAGGAUCACUGCAAGGACUUCCGUGAGUGGGCCCUCGCCGACCUCCCCACGUGGUUCGCCCCACGCAUGAAGGAGACCCUCGGGCGCGAGGGUUUCGAGUCGCCGCUCAAGGGGAGCUCCCACACCAUGGGCGAUAUGCACCUUUCGACCCCGAAUCCCACGUCAGGCGAGGCGAGUGGAGAGUGCGCCGCACUCGAGCGCCUGGUCUCCCAGCAGCUGCAAGGCCCAACGACCAGCACAGCGCGCUACGAGUUCAAUUUCGUGCUGCACGCCGGCUUCAUCGCAGUGGUGCUGGUGCGUUACGACGAUGACUUCUGGCACGUUCGCAUUCUGCUCGCGCGUGUUGAGGACAAGCGGUGGAUCAUAUAUACACCUGAUAGUGACCUGUAUGAGGAGGACUACGGCCCGAACAACGGCGACAUCACAGGCGCGCGGGCUUUCAAGGCGGACGGCAGCAUCCCGGCGAGCCUGCAUGGUGCCAGCAUUUACAAUUUCAGAGCCGGUGCCGAACCUGAUCAGGCUGCGCUGCGUGGGCUGAUGGAGGAGGCACAGGAUCUGGUGGCACUGGCCGGCCGCGGAGUGGCUCCGCCAGGGGCCGAGCCUGAGGUCCGGCUGUUCGCGGAGUCGAACGCAAUGUUCUCGGUCGGAGACGAGUGCCCAGGGCAGCCAGAGGUGUUUGUGGAGAAGCGCGGCCUCGCUCGCGCUGGGCUGGAUGUUCUCAUGGUUGAGAAGGUGGCGAGGAAUCAGGUUGAGCAGUGGAAGACGGCCCACGCCGCCUCCAGCGACGCGCGGGCGCUGCUGGUGCGGUACUCCCCCUCUGGUGAGCGGCUGCGCAGCUGGGCGGACGUGGCCGAGAGCGUGAACGAGAGUGCGAUCGACCACUGGCCCGUGAAGGGGCCAAGGACAGCGCAGCGGGUGGCCCGCUUCAUGUCCCGACGCAACACAGGGCCAGAGGAUCACCACCGCUGGUGGAGGUCGACCGCUCGACUUAACGCCUCAGACUGGGGCGUGGCCGAGCACGGCCAGCUGUGCUCGUACCUGGAGGCGGCGGGGAGCGUGGACCAGCUCGACCUGUCGAAUUUGGUGGUGAUGGAGAAGAUCGCACGCCGACUCCAGACAAUAGAGUACCAGUACGCGGAGAAGGUUCGGGAGGGCGAGCGCGGUGGCACCGCCGGCGCGUCUUCCGCCGUCGCCGGCUCGGCCGUCACCGCGAAUGACGAGAUGGACCUGUUCGAGGGACGGGAGCGUGUCAAUCCUACGGUGUGCUGCGCCCCGACGCUCAUUGAGCACGCGAGUAAGGAGUUAGAGAAGGAAUCGCAGAUCCAGAAGCAAGCCAGAAAAGCACGUCGCGAGGAAGUCCAGGAGUGGAUGAGCGAGCAUGCGCUACCAAACUCGGUGGGCAUGCGCAGUUUUGAAGUGAGCAAGAUGAAGAUUUAUCAUGACCCUGGUCUGCGCAAGUCAAUGCGCAGAUAUGCACGCGUGCUUCAGAUGCUGCAUGACAGGGACAUGGUUGAGUUUGUGUGCGAGGAAGGUGACACUUGCGUAGGACUUUUUACUGUGCGCAAGAAAAGCGGUGCCCAGCGCCUGAUUGCCGACUGUCGGCAGUCCAAUUGCUUUUUCACAAGUAGCGAUCACGUCGAGCUGCCCACGUCGGGCGCCCUGUCCAGGUUACGGCUCGAGGCAAAGUGGAUGAAGCAGCUGCUCCCCGACAUUCUGAGCACUGGAGGGAUUGUGCGACCUCGGCUUACUGUCAUGCCAAUGGGCUGGGUCCACGCGCUGUACUGGUCGAUGUCGUCGGAGUUGGGGGAGAUCUGCUGGGGCUCAGUGUCUCGGGAGACGGUCGGAUCUUGCCACGGCAUGAACGGUAUUCAGAUCGGUGGCAUUUCUUGGGCGGAGGUCGUGCUAAUCCUCGGGCUGUGCUGGAAGAAGGGGAUGAUGAUGGCGCUGGGGCACCUGAAGGUUCCUUGCGAGGAGUGCCUCCUGUUCCUGGGCUUCACACUAGCUUGCUUCAUGCUAAGUGGCAUGCGGAUCCUCGCCUGCCGCGACGGCGCCUGGUCCCUGCCACAGCGCCAGAGCAUGUGCGUCGGCGAGUUCGGCGACGGCAGGCGAUCGUACCUCCGUCGGCUGGCGGGGCUGGCGCGGCGCUCGGGGAUGGUGAUCGCGCAGAACGUGACGGGCGUGGAGCUGGACCGGGCGCAGGAUCGCAUUAUCCGCUUCCUCGGCCAGAUGAGCGCGGUGAGCCUGGACGCGGCGGUGGCGGAGCACCUCAACGAGGAGUUCUUCGAGGGCGCGACGGGGGGCGAGGGCGGACGGUUGCUGGCGGCGCUGUCCUGGGCCUUCGCUUCCGUGGGCAAGCAGGCGUGCAACCUCCCUCGGGCGCGGACAUGUUCCGCGGCGUUGCGCCGACUUGCUCUGGGCGAGUCGAGGCUGCCAGUGCCCGAGAGCCUCCUCUUUGUGGUGGCGAACGAGCUGAUCGCACAGGGGAAGUUGCAGCAAGGUGUAGCGGUCUUGGCGGCGCAUCACUGCUACCUUCGCCCCGGCGAGCUGUCCCGCACCACGUGGGGGAUGAUCCACCCGCCAGUCAGUGCGAGUGGGCCCGGGGCCACAGUCACCAUCGUGCUACAUCCUUUCGAGCUCGGCGUGAGCUCCAAGGUGGGGGAGUUCGACGAGACAGUAGGGUGGACUGGCCACCUCUUGCUACGGCGCUCCUUCGGCUUCGACGGUCGCAGGACGAUCGCGGAGAUCAAGCACUCAGAAGAAAUAAUUCGCCGCCAGGUGUUUGGAGGCUGUGCCGAGGAUCCUGCAGAGUGCGGCCGCGCCGCUGCAGGCUCCAGCGGGCCUGCGCGCACGUUGAUCGUGCCCUUCUUUUUAGAGAUCUUUGCAGGCGCGGCUCGCGUGUCCAGGGAGAUGUCCUGGCUCGGCUUCCUGGCGAUCGCUAUCGACACUCGGUUCGACGUGAGGCAUGACAAGAAAUGCCUGCAGGGGAUAGGGUCGCCAGCUCCGUCCCGCGCGCUGACGGCCCCAGAAGGACUGUGCAAGUGCGACGCGGGCGGCUCCAUGAAGGGUGCCAUCGAGGACAUCGAGGCGGAGACGGAGAUCAGCAAGGAAGAUAUCCUCGACGUCAUCAACUUCGCGCGCCUGGAAAAGUGCUACGACCACGACAAGACGAAGCUGGUGAUCGGCGCGCUAGGCGCGCCCAUGUGGGAGGGCCAAAUCCUGAUCAGCCGCGCCCUCGAGGCCGAGGGCCAGGCGGUCCACCGCCGAGACGUGGGCCCAGUGGGCUGGCUCGAGGAGGAGGCCGUGAUCGUCAAGAACGCGGUGUCGCCAGUGGAUAUCGUGGUGAGCACGCCGCUGGACCUGUUGACGCUGCCGAGGAACGUCGUCCACCCGGGGCUGGCCAUGCUGCGUCAGGCGUUCCUCCUCCAGCUGGUGUCCAUCCUGUGCCUCCAGCUGGCCAACGUGGUGCACCCCGUGACCCUUGGCAAGCGGCAGCUUCCGCCGCUGACCUCAAGUCUAUCUUCGAGGAGGCCCGGGGAACUGGCGGAGGCCACCAAGAAGGACCUUAUCAACUACAUUUCGGAGCGAUUGCCUGCCACGGUCACCUCGGACCAGAGGAUUUGCGAGAUCAGCGAUGAGAUGGACUCCGUGCGCAAGCGAGGCGAAGCCAUGGAACUGCGCCUGCAGGUGGCUCGGACGAGCGAGUGGGCUCGCAAGGUGGACCGUUCGGUGUUCAUCAUACGCGGCAAGGAGGACAUGGCCAAGGAUCUUGUGCAGCAAGCUCUUGCUCCAUGGCUUGACGCUGCCAAUUACCAGAUGGGCGAGGAGGUUCACGCCGACGGGGAGGCUCUUGAUUCGCUUCUCCGUCGGUUCCGGCACUCGCACCAUAUAUGUUCGGCCCCUCCUGAGCGCGAUCGGCUGGGCGGCGCGGCCACUAUCGUGCCGACGGGCCCUGACCUCACCAUCACCCCCGACGUCGUGGUUCCUGGCCGCAUCCUGCUCACGGAGAUCGUCCACAUUCCUUCAAAUUUCGUACUUUACCAUUGGAACGUCCACAACCACGACAUCUCCAAUAACGAGUUCGGGCCGUUCGCCCGCAAAUUCCGGGCCCAGGUGCGCGCAUCGCAAGCCAAUCCAGCCAAUUCGGUGGUUUUCUUGGUUGGGGACUUCAACAUCGCCGACUCGACCGGCGAGCGGGCUCCAAGUGGCACUCCUGACGGCUCUGGGGCUGAUGCGGCUCCUCGGCAGGAUCGUGCCGGCGACCGCCGAUGGAGACAACUUUGGAAGAAACUGGUCGAGUUCGACGCCGAACGCCCGACGCACUGGCACCAGCCUACGCAGCAAGCCAUUCAGAUCGACAGGGCGUUUACCUCGGCGCCAGCAUGGUUAGUCAUGAGGUUCUGGCAGUCCGUGACUGUUGCGGCUGAGCCGCAGGAGUUGCACCGAGACGAGAUCAGCGACCACGCGCCGCUCAUCUUACAGUGGGCGCCGAGGCCGCCUGGCGACCAAGAUCGCGUCCGGCCGCUUCCCAGGCACAUCGUGCAGGACCCGAUGUUCUCGAAGAUGGUCGUGGAGUACGAGCAGCUCGCUGGCAUUGAUCGCCCUUGGUUAUCUGCUCCGUCCAGGCUGCGCUUAGCAAUCAAAUGUCGCCGAGGCGCUGCGCGUGCCACUCGCGACUUGCAGCUUCGAGCGCGACGGUUGGGCGCCCCACAGUUCGCCAUGAUCUUCCGCACCAUCGCACUGGCCAUCAUGAGGCAGGAUGCUGGUGCGGCUCGUGCCGCGCGGGCCCGGCACGAAUGGACCCGGGAGUACGUCGCCGUGGACGUCGACGACCUCGGCGGCGCCUUCACGGUUCGCAACGUGGACCCCGUCCGCUUCCAAGGGGCCUUCCGUGACGCCCAGCACACGAGCCAGGAGGCUCUCGAGCUGCGCCGAGCGGCGCUGGUCACAGCCUGGGCUUGCUUCGCGAGGAAGCUCAGGAGGGCCGCGCAGGCGCGGCAGGCAGCGGACGAGGCGCGGGCGGCUGCACCCGCACAGCGGGAGGCAGCGGCGCCGGCGGCAGAGCGCUGGGCCGCAGAGGUUCGGACGAUAGGCAAGCCAGAUCACUUCGACGGCACGGAGUGGCGAGACUGGUCGGUGGGUUUCGGGGCGCACGCCGGGGCGACCAACCCUCGCAUGGCCGAGGCGCUCCAGCGACCUGCGAGGGCGGCGGCCCCCAUGCUCAACGCGACCUUGGAGGAUGACGACGUGGAGAUCAGCCGCCAGUUGCACUACUGGCUUGUGCAGACGUGCAGGGCCCAGGUGCGCACGAGGUACGCGGGCCUCCUGAUGCAGCUGCUCAGCUGGGACUUCAGCGGCGAGCUCAUCACGAGGAUGGAGGCCUUUGAGCGCGAGAUCUCAGUCUACGAAGGCCAGACGGGCGAACAGCUGAGCAACGCCAUCAAAAUCGGGAUCGUGCUGCAGAGGUUGCCAGACAGCCCGCCGAAGCAGCACAUGAUCAUGAACGCGGAACGGAUCGAGCAACGGGUGCAGUUCCGCGAGCGCAACAAGCCGGGCCACAUCGCCAAGCACUGCAAGCAGCGCGAGGUCCCCGCUGUCGAGGCAGGCCGCGAGCCGGAGCCCGAGAAGGCCAUCCGCGGGCUCUUCCUCAACGCCCUGAACAAAGGCAGCGCGGCGCAGGAGGCCUGCGACCUGCUGCAGGACAACGGGAUCGCGAGCGAGGAGCUCUACGGCAAGCUGCUGGAACUGGGAGCGGUCGCUCGCGGCCCUCGGAAGCUCGCGAUGGUUGUGGACUCCAGCGCGGCGACGACGGUGAUGACCAUGGAGAGCUUCGCAGACUACCCGUUGGUGGAUAACGAGAUGAGCAGGAGGGGCGAGGGCUACCGCGCGGCUGACGGUGGCUGGGUCCCCGACUGCUGCACGCGCGAGCUCGCGGGCGAGAUCACCGCCGCGGGCGGCGCGCGCGUGUUCGAGGGCAUCAAGGCGAGGGUGGCCCAUGUGACAAAGAGGCUGGCCUCGGUCUCGGAGAUGGUCGACGCAGGGCAUGCGAUCGUCUUCGGCCGCGAGCGGAGCUUCGCGAGGAACGAGAGCACAGGGCAGGAGAUCAACUUCGUGAGGCGCAACAGCGUGCACGAGAUGGACGUCUACCCGCGCGCGAAGGCGCGCGAGGUGCUGGGCCAGAGGAGACCGUGGGAGCCCACGGAGCAGCAGAAGAUGGAUCACGAGGUGAGCCGCGUCCCCUUCCGAGCGCGGCGCCGCCGCUGCGCGGCGGGCCGCGGGCGCGCGGCCCCACGUAAGCCGUGCGACCGCGCGGAAGACGGAGCGCCCAUCGUCGCGUUGGACUACGCGUAUUUGGGCGGCAGCCAGGACGGCGAAAACGGCUCCUCGCCGACCCCGGCGGCGCGCGACUCGGCGAUUCGAUGGAUUUCGAGCGAGGUACUGCCGAGCAAGGGGCUGACGCACCCCUUCAACGUGGAGACGUUGGCGAGGCUCUGCGCGCAGAUGGACCAUGCGAAGAUGCACUUGAAGUCGGACCAGGAGAAGCCCAUCGUGUCCCUGAAGGCCGCAGCAGCGGCGCGGCUCAAGGAGAACGGCGCCACGGCCAUGACCGAGGAGUCUGCCGCGGGCGAGUCCCAGAGCAACGGGGAAUCGCGGCUGGUGGGCAAGUGGCUGGAGGGCAUCCUCUUCGGGGUCGUGGAGGGCACCGACGAGGUGUGCAUCGGCGCGCCGAAGGGGGUCUUCCGGGCCCGCGGCGCGAGGCGCCUCCUGGGGCCCAGCUGGUCGGACAAGGUGCUGCUGGCCGAGAUGCGCGGGGUGCCCUGGGACCCGGUCCCUGGAGGCAUCGAGGGCAGUCGCGCCCCCGACGGGGGCGGCGGCCUGGCGGCACCGCCGGCGCACGUGAAGAUCGUGGCGGACCAUGCAGGAGCGCCGAGGCGCGUUUACCUGAGGCGCGACGUCGAGCUGCAGAGGCACGGGUACACCGAGGGAUGCUACGGCUGCACGUCAGCGGCCCUCGGGCGGCGCGCUCAGGCGCGCUCAGAGGAGUGCCCGAAGCGCAUCGAGGAGGCCAUGGCAUCGGACAUGGACCUGAGCCAGCGAGUCGAGGGCGCGAGGGCCAGGAGGGCACUCCCCUCGGCGGAGGACCGGGCGGCUCCUGAGGUGGGCCAGCUGACGAUCGCGGACGCUAGGCAGAUAGGCACCUUGCUGAUGCAGCUAGGAGCCUUCGAGGGUGACAUCGCGGAGGUGUUCAACCCGGGCGAGGUCUGCAGGCUGGCACCGUGCUUCGACCUGAAGCCGGGGAUCGCUCGCCAUGGACCUGCGGACUGGCUGGGACUUCCACGACAAGAGCCAGCGCGAGCUGGCGAUGCAGGAGAUCACGGAGAGCAAGCCCAUGUUCGCGGUGGCGAGCCCCGCGUGCACGCCAUUCUCGCUGAUCCUGAAGAUGGCGAGAAGGUGCGCGACCAGGAGCGGUACCAGGCGCUGCUGAAGCGCUGCGUCGUCUACCUCGAGCUCGUGCUGGUGAUCUGCGCACUCCAGCAGCGCGAGGGCCGGUUCUUCUUGUACGAGCACCCGUGGACGGCCUGGAGCUGGCACCUCAAGAUCGUAGAGAAGGUGCGGCUGCUGGAGGGACGCAGCGCAGACCUUCGCGACCACGCCGCCGCUCGAGGGGCUGCGGCUGCUGCUCUCCAUGGCCACGUCGUGCAGAGGCUCGGAGUACAAGACCCUCUGGACAUAUCCAGGGCCCACCUGCACUCGGAGCUCUUACGGCGCGUCUACCUGAAGGCGCCGGCAGAGGACGAGAAGUGCGGGGAGGACGAGCGCUGGCUCCUGCUGAAGGCCAUGCACGGGCUGCGGGAUGCUGGCGCGGCUUUCGACCUGAAGGUGGAGAAGGUCAUGGAGGAGCUUGGGGCGCGGCAGAGGCAGUUCAGCCUGUGCGUCUACAGGAUGGGGUCGCUGGUGGCGCGGCGCCACGGCGACGACUUCGUCGUCUUCGGCGGGCGCUCGGAGGCGAGGGACUUCGAGGCAGGCCUGGGCAAGCGCUUGAUCGUCCAGUGCCGCGGCAUCCUGGGCCCGGAGGCGAGCGAGGGCGACGUGAAGGAGAUCGUGGUGCUCAACCGCAUCUUGCGCUGGGCGGGCCCUCGGCACGUGGAGAUCGCGCUGGCGCGCCUCGGGCUCGACGGCAAGAGCAAGCCCGUCAGCGCGCCUGGCGUCGAGAAGGAUACGCCGGGCGGCGAGGGGCUGAAGGGGCGCGAGCGCGAGAUGUACAGGUCCGCGCGCAUGAGGCUGGCUUACCUCCCGCCGGACAGGCCCGACCUGCAGUUCAGCUCGAUGGAGGCGGCGCGCGCGGUGCAGGCGCCGACCUUGGGAGGCCGGGAGGCGCUCAAGAGGGUGGGGCGCUACCUGCUGGGGGCUCCGCGGCUGUUAGCGACGUGCGCCAGGCAGUCGCCGCCGAAGAAGCUGAACAUCUUCACGGACAGUGAUUUCGCGGGCUGCACGCGGACGAGGAAGUCCACCUGGGCAAUGAGUGCGCUGCGCGGCUCGCACUGGAUCAAGUCGUCUUCGACGACCCAGCAGGUGCAGAGCGUCUCGACGGGGGGGGCCGAGUUCCACGCCCUGGUCAAGGGGGCCUCGGCGGGGCUUAGCUUCCGCGCCCUGCUGGGGGACAACGGCUACGGCAACGUCGACGUGGAGCUGUGCUGCGACGCCACCGCGGGCAAAGUUGUGAAGAUCAGGAAGGUGCCGGGCGCCAGCGACGGCGCGGACCUUGGCACCAAGCAUGUCGAGGCGACGUUGAUCGCCAGAUCCCUCGCCAGCCUGGGCUUCGUCAAAAUGACGGGGUCGAGCAGCGUUAGCGACGCCAGCGACUACCUGUACGAGUACUCACCAGACGUCGGCGACGUCAAAGGCUUGUACAAGUUCAACCCCGCCAGCGUCAGCGACGCCAGCAUCUACCAGUACGAGUUCGACGCCAGCGACGUCAGCAACAACAACAGCAUCUACAAGCUCAACUCCGCCAGCGUCCGCGACGCUAGCUUCUACCUGUACGAGUUUCCAGACGUCAGCGACGUCAACAAUUGCAUCUACAAGUCCAAUUUCGCCAACGCCAGCGUCAGCGAUGCCAGCUUCAUCCUAGGCGUCAGCGACGUCGACCCCAGCUUCUACAAGUUCAACUACGCCAGCGUCAGCAACGAGCUCGAGGCGUUCAGCGCAGAGCUGGAGGCGUCCAACGUGGAGAUCUCCGAGCUGCUCGACGGCGACGACUCCGCGAAGGUGGAGGCCGCUGCGGCCGAUUUGGCCGCCAUCCCCGAGGCCGCCGCCAAGGAGCUGAAGUACGACAACAUGUCCAUCAAGGAGAAGAAGCUCAUGGAUGAGGCGAUGAAGGUCGAGUGGUCAAAGUGGACGGAGUUCGGGGCCUACAAGAAGCUGCCGCCUAAGCGCCACAUCAAGGGCAGCUUCCCGGCUGAGGGCGCGCCCCAUCUGGGCUCGGACGGCCGGUGUGGGCCGUUCGAUUGGCCGCACCUGCAGCAGGCUGCUCAGACAGGUACGGGUGCCAUGGGCAUGUGCGCCGUGACCUUCUGCUGCCCCCCGGCCUGUGCAGGAUUAACCUGCGUGAGCGGCGUGCUGACCUGCGCCAAGCCCACAAUAGUGCUGCACAAGGUUUGGCUGAUUGGGUCCAGCUUGCUUUUAUUGCUUGGACUGGGUAUCUACCUUCACUUGACAUUCGCGUGCCGGGAUCUGACAGCAACAAGCCUAGGCUUCGAGCCAGAGAAUCAGACGGGCGUCUGGGUGAACGCGACUGCGCAGCUGCCGUGGACAGCAGCAAAGCUGUGGCUUCCGCGGAUGUGUGAUUUUCCCACAACCGGCAUUUGUGACGAUUUUGUGGACGAGGAGGGUGCACGGGCUCAGGAGCAGUUCGUGCUUAUAAAUUUCACAGAGCGGGAUCUUGGCAUUCGAGAGAGACUACCGUGGUCGCCGAGCCCGCUCGCGUAUCAGGGAUUCGGGUGCUGGUCAGAAGGCAGCGGUGACUUCUUCUUCAAUGGAAUAUUGGCUGCCUUUGCGAUGGCCGCAGGCGCUUCAGCCCUGCUGAUGUCCAGCGUAGUCUUCGGAUUGAAGAGGACUGGGAACAGCUGCUGUGGAAGGCCUCUGGAAGAAAAGCCUCUGGAAGACGUAUAG
Messenger RNA from Prorocentrum cordatum, 11098 nucleotides. Lineage: Eukaryota; Dinophyceae; Prorocentrales; Prorocentraceae. The record is from the annotation of a GenBank genome assembly.